Morus notabilis is the source of this 552-nucleotide messenger RNA. RefSeq names its product E3 ubiquitin-protein ligase RING1. NCBI's taxonomy places the organism in Eukaryota, Viridiplantae, Streptophyta, Magnoliopsida, Rosales, Moraceae. The transcript has a single exon. The coding region runs from base 1 to 552 and encodes 183 amino acids. The record is from RefSeq and is a predicted model, not a curated record. Gene Ontology annotation, molecular function: ubiquitin protein ligase activity. Gene Ontology annotation, cellular component: cytoplasm. Gene Ontology annotation, biological process: protein ubiquitination.
AUGUCCAAUCAUAAUCGCCUGCUCGGGAUUUUUGAGGCUAAUUUGCAGAGGUCUCUGAAAAAUAAUAAUAUUCAUAUUUCCAGGGAAUAUGACAACAGCUUGGUGAUGCACAUUGACGACGACAACGUUGUAAAUAUAAUAAACGAUUUGUGGAAUGAUAAUUGGUCCGUACACUGGGAGCUAUUGGAGGAUGGCGAUGAUCAGCUGCCGCCCUUGAUCGAACCGUUAACAUUAUUCCACGAAAGGUUGCCGGAAGUUACAGCGGCAGCGCUAAGAUCGACGCCGGCUGCAGAACCCUCGGUUGAGGCGUUGAAGAGAACGACAUAUGAAGGAAGUAAUGAUGAUAAUACUACAACUACUUGUUGUGACGAUGAUCAAUCAGGAUUUAUGUGUGUGAUUUGCAUGGAAGAGGUUGCGAUUGGGUCCCACGUCACCCGCAUGCCUUGCUUUCAUCUUUUUCAUGGUGAUUGCAUUCUCAAUUGGCUAUAUAGGACUCAUACAUGUCCCCUAUGUCGCUUUGAGUUGCCUACUAGCAGCGACUAUGAUAUUUAA